AUCCUCAACAUUAGGGUUUCUCAAUCUCAACAACUUAAAAGGUCGCGCCUUUAGCAGUUUCAGCUCAUCUCUCUACUUUGUCUCUCGCGCCGUCGUCAAUAUGGGUAAGCCACGUGGUAUGGGAGCUGGGCGCAAGCUGAAGAGGCACCGGAUUAAUCAGAAGUGGGCCGACAAGUAUUACAAGAAGUCUCGCCAGGGCAACGAGUGGAAGAAGCCUUUUGCUUGUUCUUCUCACGCUAAAGGAAUCGUUCUUGAGAAAAUUGGUAUUGAGGCUAAGCAGCCUAACUCUGCUAUCCGUAAGUGUGCUAGAGUUCAGUUGAUCAAGAAUGGUAAAAAGAUUGCUGCCUUUGUCCCCAAUGAUGGUUGUUUGAACUACAUUGAAGAAAAUGACGAGGUGUUGAUUGCUGGAUUUGGGCGUAAAGGUCAUGCUGUCGGUGAUAUUCCCGGAGUUAGGUUCAAAGUGGUGAAGGUCUCUGGUGUCUCACUCUUGGCCCUUUUCAAGGAAAAGAAGGAGAAGCCUAGGUCUUGAGCUCUACUACUGCUCAAGCUUUUGUUUAUGGAUUUUUUUGAUAUUUGAAGACAUUUUUAUGUUUUACUUCAAGAUUCAGUGAUAUCUCUUAUUCUAUUUUCCUCAUUGUACGAGGAGUUGAGUUUAAUCUUGUUUUUGAUUC
Molecule: messenger RNA, 671 nt
Organism: Arabidopsis lyrata subsp. lyrata
Lineage: Eukaryota; Viridiplantae; Streptophyta; Magnoliopsida; Brassicales; Brassicaceae
Product: 40S ribosomal protein S23-1
Exons: 4
Coding region: 101-529 (142 amino acids)
Biological process (GO): translation
Cellular component (GO): cytosolic small ribosomal subunit; ribosome
Molecular function (GO): structural constituent of ribosome
Source: RefSeq, a predicted model, not a curated record